AUGAAGCUUACAGUCACUAAGGGUGCGCCUUUGCCAUUUUCUAUUGACAUUUUGCUGCCUCAAUACAUGUAUGGAAGCAAGCCAUUUAUCAAGUAUCCUGGCAAUAUUCCAGACUACAUCAAGUUGUCAUUUCCUGAAGGAAUCACAUGGGAAAGAACCAUGACCUUCGAAGAUGGUGCAGUGUGCACUGCCUCAAACGACUCCAGGUAAUCGAAACUAAAUUUGAAUAAUUUGAAUUAUUCAAAUAAUUGUUAAAACAAUUAUUGGAUGAGUAUCAUCUGAAGAAUUAUGAAGAUCGAGGGCGGUGUUAUCCAUCAGCCGAGGCGAAAAGUUCUUUAGGUGAUUCGAAAGCCGAAUUCAAUGAUUAUUUUAUUAUUCAUUCAAAAUAAUUCCCAGUUUAAACACAAGCUAAAACAUGCUUACCUUCAUCAAUGCUAAGUUCAUCUUUAAUUGCCUGUUCAUCGGCAAGUUUAGGAGAUUAAGGGUUAUUCAGUACUGCAAAUAUUCUCCAAAUAGCACAUGUCGUCUGUCGAGUUGUCUUCUUGCUGUUCUUGCUAUGUUUUUAGCCAGUAGUUCGCCUAUUUCUUCCCCGUUAAACGAGUCAGUGAAAUGUUCUGCCAUUUUGUACUCGGUAAGCACUUGUUUCCAUAUCUCAAACCUCCCUCUCCCUUUUCACUUACACUUACAUGAAAUGUCUAAGUUUUUUGACUCAGAGACUUAAUUUCUUCUCAACAAAUGUCGUCAAAGUGCAAGUCUCUUCAAAUUUAAAAGAAAAAAAAAAUUGCGAAUCACGAGCAGGAAUCGAUCCCUGAGUGCUAAAUCUGUAGUCUUAUGCCCUAACCACCAGACCACCGAGAAGUCGUUGCAGGAACUUGGAGUAAUUUAACUAUACUGUAGCGAAAACCCUAACCCUAAAUAAAAGCUAACCGUUAACCCUAAUCACUAUUCUAAGUGUUUAACCCUAAUCAGUAUGGUCAGUGCUUAACCUAAAUCAGUAUUGUUAGUGCUUAACCCUAAUCACUUUUGUCAGGGCUCACUCAUAUAUGUAUACAUAUAUGCAAUUACUUUGUGUACGCAUCACAAGGUAUCCAAGGGCGGUUUGAGAUAUGCAAACUACCGUUUACCGUUUUGGUUACCAAAACAACUCGGUUAAAUGUUCAGUUUUCUGGCAAGUAUGCUGCACAGUUUACGUCAUUUUUCACAUAUCGCAAAAUUCUUCCAAAUUUGGUGCACAGUAGCUGGUUAUGAUGAAUUAUGCCUGGGAUUUUAGCCAAUCAGAAACGAAGAAAUGUUUUGAAUGAAUAAUAACAAAAAUUAUUGGAACACAACAGUAGAUAUUACCUAUUACCUGAUCCACGUUGCUAAGGAGUAGCUAACUAGGGUUGGUUAUCAACCCUUGUUCAUUAUAACUGCAAAAAAAAAUUUUCUAGCCCUGUCAGACAACAGGUGUAGAUGUCCAAUAUUUCAACCACUGUGAAUGAACCAACUAUGUUGACGAAAACACUAGGUCUUCUGUCAGUACAUAGUGGUGCAGAUAUAUGCAAUACAUGUGGUCUGGAAAUCGUCCAGUACUUUUCACCUCUCAAGACUUGCGAAAUAACUUUGAAUAAAAUGUCUUUUUUAUGAAAAGACUCGUUGGCAACUGUUUCAUCUACGAAGUCAAGUUUCAAGGUGUAAACUUUCCCCGAGAUGGACCUGUUAUGCAGAAGAAGACAAAAGGCUGGGAACCGUCCACUGAGAGACUGUAUGAGUGGGAUGGGUGUCAGAGAGGAGAUGUCGACAUGGCCUUGAAGUUGGAGGACGGUGGCCAUUAUACGGUCAACUUCAAAACUACUUACAAGUAA
This is a messenger RNA of Porites lobata, 1844 nucleotides long. The record is from the annotation of a GenBank genome assembly. NCBI's taxonomy places the organism in Eukaryota, Metazoa, Cnidaria, Anthozoa, Scleractinia, Poritidae.